CUUCCCCUCAGUGCAACGAGAGCCUCCGCUCCGACAACAAGCCCACCGCCUCUCCGCCUCCCCUGCACUCUACGGGAACUCCCCGCGUUGCACUACGAGCGUCGUCGUCCCUGAGUCUCUGCUGCCUCUCCUUCUCUCCGUGUGGACGUGGAGCUCCUGAAGAAGCGUCAUGAGGGUUUCUCUGCUGUUGAUCUUCGCUCUCGCGGCUCUCGUGGCGGCCGCUGAGUCGAAAAAAUGCAAGGGCGAGUGCGUGUCCGCCGGCUCGUGUGAAGGGACGGAGACGAAGGGCGCGUGCGAAGACUCCCAGGUCUGCUGCGUGACCGAAAAGAAUGUUGUUGUCAAAAGGAACUGCAGCCCCACCAGCAGCUGCAGCGCAGUCAAUGGUGAAUGCAGGAAGAUGAAAUGCCUUACCGGAGAAAAGAGGUUCAAGAACAAAAAGACGAAGAUCUACUGUGAGGGCAAGAGGAAGUGCGUUUGCUGUGCCAGACGCUGCGAGAACAAGUCGGCGUGCAACCUUAACGGCGGGUAUUGCCAGCCCAUAGAUCUUCCUUGCGACGGCACCCUGAUGACGGAGAAGGCCUACUGCGUGAGUAACAAGAAUGUGAAAGGGAAUAAACAAUGCGGCUGCUGCAUUCCAACUGGUAAGUCAUGUUCUGGAAGGGUUCAAGUAGUAGCGACCUUUAGAGGAUGGUGGGGGGGGGGGGGGGGCAAGGACUUGCUUUCCCUACAGAAAAAGUGGAGCAUUACAUAGUCCAGGUAAUGGGAACCAUUAAAGAUGAUAAAGAUUGUUAUAAAACCAAUGUGAAGAGAAUAGGGGGAUGUACUUAGUACAGUGUUAUGUCUUAUUUACAAUACUGAUAUUUUUAGCGAGUAGAGUAGAGAAAAUAUUUUUAGGCAAAGAACUAGAAUUCUCCCAUAACUAGCUGGCAUUUAGAUAAGUUAAUGUGAUCACUAACGUUGAAAGCCAGAGGAAUAAGCUCAGUUCAUGCUGCACACAUCAUCUAACAACGAUAUAUACUUUAUUUUCACAGAUACAGACUUUCGUGUUGGUGAAUGGAAAUGUGUUGUAAGUCGAUUUCUUAGAAAUGUCAUUCAUCGUAAUUUUCGUCCUAUCGUUUUAUUUUCGAUUUAUUCACCUGUCUCGCGAGUCUCGUCCCGAAUGAGUCUGUUCCGGCGCGUUGGCAAGGCACCGAACGGAGAUUUCAGAGCAUGGCGCUAUUUCAUCCUCGACAUUCCGCGAGCCGCGAGGCCCGUUCCCGAGGCAGUGGCGAGAAGAGCCUAGAGAUUAGCAUUAGCGCAUGGCGGCAAUUUCGAUUCGUACAGCGUCCUCUUGACCCUUUUUCUUUCCCCUUUUCGAUGUGUGCUUUGGAGUUUGUGUGUUUCUUUGCUUUUGCUCUUGUCGGAUCCCGAUUCCAUGCAAGGGAAACUUUCACCUCCUCCUUAUCUUCUGACUUCCUGCAUUUUCCUAAGCAAAAAAAAAGAAAAGAGUAAUUCUGCCUUUUUGAGUCUGUCCACACUGCCUUUUUCAGAUUUAUAUAAAAGCAAAUACAAUGCACUAAUACUAAUAUUUAUUUCUAGUGAAGUGACCAUAUGCUUCGGAAGAGAGAGGAGUGAACAAUGAAGAAGCGUCAAAAAAAUUCAUUUCUGUCAUGUCAUUCACUCUUUUAUCAUUCAUUUCACUGAUAAACGGAAUGACGAUGACGUGGGUUAUAUACCUGCUCCAGAAAUAAAUCAAACAAAGAAAGAGAGAAAGAAUGAAAUAGCUCUUUGGCAUUUCUUUACUGAUCCAUGAGUACCUGUCUUGCUGUGAUGAACCUUAUAUCAAGUAGUCUUUAAAGUGAAUCAGACACGAUGAGUACAUAAUUUACCCUUUCCUACCUGUAGUGAUGUUGAUAUCGGACAGUUGUUGAAUAACGAAUAUCUAAUAACCUUGCUCUAAUAAAUUUCCAGCUGAUAACAAGAUCUUAAAAUCUUAUGAAUCGCCGAAAUAUUACCGUUAUGAUAUACCCAAUUCUAAAUAAGUCAGUAAACACUCUUUUCAAAUAACAGACGUUGGCCUACCGAAAUAAAAAUUAAUUUCCGGUGAUAAAACUUCGAGUGAGCAAAACGUCAUUGUCCUUCUCACCACUUCCUUCUUUAACAUAACAUCCAUCUCUUAUUAUCAUUCAUAUUUUCAUAAUCGUGAACAAGUUAAAAUAAAUAAAAGAGGAAAUUGAA
Molecule: messenger RNA, 2217 nt
Organism: Penaeus indicus
Lineage: Eukaryota; Metazoa; Arthropoda; Malacostraca; Decapoda; Penaeidae
Exons: 5
Coding region: 170-751 (193 amino acids)
Source: RefSeq, a predicted model, not a curated record